This is a messenger RNA of Notolabrus celidotus (New Zealand spotty), 3155 nucleotides long. RefSeq names its product midline 1 (gene mid1). The coding region runs from base 360 to 2429 and encodes 689 amino acids. Lineage: Eukaryota; Metazoa; Chordata; Actinopteri; Labriformes; Labridae. Gene Ontology annotation, molecular function: protein binding; zinc ion binding. The transcript is spliced from 11 exons. The record is from RefSeq and is a predicted model, not a curated record.
GUGCUUGAACGCACCAGGUGAGACGGAAACAUAGAUUUAGAGCCUGUUGUUUGUGGUAAUGUAAACGAAAGGAGUGCUUCUUCUCGAUAGUUUGAGCUCGGGGAGAUUACUUUUUCCCUAGGUGGACUUCUGAGCAGCAGCAGGCUGCAUGCCUCAUGCCUGGAAAGUCACAAGUUCCUGUGGUUGUGGAAAGGAUACGGUGUUUUCCCGCGGAUGCCACCUGCCAAGCCGCGCGCGCAGGGAGGAAAUGAGAGUUUGGUGCAACUUCUGAUGUUGACCACGAUGACCUUUACAGCCCAGACAAUAGCUAAUCAGCUUCCCUGGAUUUCGCAGACGACCCCUCUUUGUUUCGCCUGAAAAUGGAAACACUGGAGUCGGAACUGACCUGCCCAAUCUGCCUGGAGCUCUUUGAGGACCCACUGCUCUUGCCCUGCGCUCACAGCCUUUGUUUCAACUGUGCCCAUCGCAUCCUGGUCUCACACUGCACCCCCACCGAGCCAAUUCAAUCCAUCAGCGCCUUCCAGUGCCCGACCUGUCGCUAUGCCAUCACUCUGAACCAGAGGGGCCUAGAGGGACUGAAACGCAACGUGACAUUACAGAACAUCAUUGACCGCUACCAGAAGGCUUCUCUGAGCGGACCUAACUCUCCUAACGAGACCCGGCGUGAGCGAGCCGCCCCCGACAGAAGAGCCAUGACAAAUCCCACUGACCGGGUGCAGUGUCAGUUCUGUGAGCAGGACCCUCCACAGGACGCUGUGAAGACCUGCGUCACCUGCGAGGUGUCAUACUGCGACGAGUGUCUCAAGGCCACCCACCCCAACAAGAAGCCUUUCACGGGCCAUCGACUAAUCGAGCCGCUGCUGGACUCCCAUCUGCGAGGGCUCAUGUGUCUGGAGCACGAAGAGGAGAAGGUCAACAUGUACUGUGUGACAGACGAACAGUUGAUCUGUGCUUUGUGUAAGCUGGUUGGCCGACACCGGGACCACCAAGUGGCAGCCCUCGGCGACCGCUUUGACAAACUGAAGAAAUCUCCUGGCCACUUUCUCUGUGUGGGGCGUGAUCGUUCACACCAGGAGGCCGACCAGCAAGCCUUGGAUUCCAACCUCAGCAGUCUAAUCAAGAGGACCAGUGAGUUGGAAAGUCUGAUGGGCAAACUUAUCCAAACCUGCCAACAUGUGGAGGUUAAUGCAUCACGACAAGAAAACAAGCUGCUGGAGGAGUGCGACCUGCUGAUUAAUAUCAUACAGCAGAGGAGACAGAUCAUAGCUACCAAGAUAAAGGAGGGGAAGACUGUGCGGCUGAGGAAACUAGCCCAGCAGAUCGGCAGCUGCAAACAGUGCAUUGAGAGGUCCUCAUCACUCAUCACUCAGGCUGACCUAACUCUUAAAGAGAGUGAUCACACCCGCUUCCUCCAGAACGCUAAAAGCAUCUGUGAGAGAGUUUCAAUGGCAACAGCAUCAUCCCAAAUCCUAUUACCAGAAAUCAACCUGAAUGACACCUUCGAUACUUUCGCUUUGGACUUCUCACGGGAGAAGAAAAUGCUGGAAAGCUUGGAUUACCUCACAGCACCAAAUCCACCCAUAAUCCGUGAGGAAUUAUGUACAGCUUCGUAUGACACAAUCACAGUCCACUGGACAUCAGAUGAUGAAUUCUGUGUGGUAUCAUAUGAACUUCAGUAUGCCAUCUUCACCAGCCACUCCAACGUUGUCAGUUUGUGUAACUCCGCUGAUAGCUGGAUGAUUGUACCAAACAUCAAACAAAACCACUACACUGUGCAUGGCCUCCAGUGUGGCACAAAGUAUAUCUUCAUAGUGAAGGCCAUAAACCAGGCUGGAAACCGCAGCAGUGAACCAGGGAAGCUCAAGACCAACAGUCAACCCUUCAAGCUGGACCCAAAGUCAGCUCACAGGAAGCUGAGGGUGUCACAUGACAACCUGACAGUGGAGAGGGACGAGACAUCAUCCAAGAAGAGCCAUAGUCAGGAUCGCUUCUCAAGCCACAGCAGCUACGGUGUCACAGGAAACGUCUACAUCGACAGCGGACGCCAUUACUGGGAGGCUCUGAUUGGAGGAAGCACAUGGUUUGCUGUCGGCAUUGCAUACAAAUCAGCACCAAAGCACGAGUGGGUUGGCAAAAACUCCGCCUCCUGGGUACUGUCUCGGUGCAACAACUCAUGGGUUGUGCGUCACAACUGUAAGGAGAUGCCCAUCGAGCCGUCACCCCACCUGAGGAGGCUCGGGGUAUUGUUGGACUACGACACUGGAUCUCUCUCUUUCUACGACGCCGUCGGCUCCCAGCAUUUGUACACAUUUGACAUCGCCUUUGCUCAGCCUGUGUGCCCUGUGUUUAACGUGUGGAACAGAUGUUUAACAGUCCUCACUGGACUGCCAAUCCCGGAUCACUUAGAGGGGACAGACUUCAAUGACUGAAAAAACCUGUCCGGAUGGAUUUUUUUUUGAGUACCCAAAAAGAGACCUGACUGCCUGCACCUGAUUAACUGUGAUGCCUAUUUACUGUUGACAAAAUAAAAACAGUAACCAAACAAGAUGCACUUAAUAACCCAGGAUUACAUUCCUAAUCAGCCUUUUGUUGAAAUUAAUUAUUUAAGACAUUAUUUUUAAGCAUCUAAAGAUGUUUUUUUUGCUUUGCACAUUAAUGUACAUUACACUGCUGGUGGGUUUUGAGGGUGUGCUUAAAUUUUACACAAAUGAAAAUAUUUUUGAAUGGGCUUCAGAUCCUGUAUGUUUUCAUUCCUGUGUUUUUCAGGUUGCAAGUGAAAAGCAAUAUGAUUGACUGUUGUUUUUAUGGAAGGUUGAAUUAAAGGCUACUUUUUAGCGUAAGGUUUUUGAAAGAUUUUUUCUUAAGUGAACGCACUUUGAACUGUUGUCACUAUAGAAAGUGCACUAAGCCACUUACCAUGUACCAUAGUGCAACGUUUCCUUGUCAUUGUUUUGGAUGGAGAAGUCACUUAAAUAGGUCAUAUAACAGUAGUUGAUAGCAGCUUCACAUGUAAUGUGAAAUCAAUUCAGAAAGUUGCAAAUAUUUAUUUUUUGUAAAUGUUUCAUUGUAUCUUCCUAAUUUUCAUUCUAGCUCCUCAUAACAGUUUUCACAGUUUAGUUCCUGUCAGACAAAAUAAAAGUGGCAUCCUUUGAUUA